AACUACCCACGGAGAUUUCUCAGCAGAUUCUUGAGCACGCGGUUCAAGUUCGUGGAAUAAAAAGGGCGUUACGACUGAGGCUCAUCAACACACUCUUUUCCGUCGAGGUCCAGCAAGCCAUCUUUCGGACAGGUAUUGUACGCCAGGACGAAGGAAACGCAUACCGGGACGGACGAAACGUGCACUACCCGCCCAGAAAAACAAUUAAGAAUUAUAACAUCGGCCCAAACAAUCUCUUUUGGCACGCCUACAUGACAUAUGAUGGCCAAUCAGAAAGAGCCCUCGUCCUACAGAGCCUGGGUUAUUAGAGCUGUGACAAAUUCAAUCUGCAACAAGAUCGGACAGACGGAUGACGACUCCGUCAUCCGAAAUAUUGCAGAGCAGUUGUGUCAUCUAUACAGGAACGCUGAUCACUUUACGUAUCGCUCCUUUCAGGGCUGUUCCCGUGAUAACACUAUACUGGCAGCGGCAGCCUACUUGAACUAUCAAGACUUUACGAAAAAGCUCCUUGCCAACGGCUAUGAUCCAGAGAAGAACACCCCUUUCGGGCUUCCAGUCUGGGCAGCAGCGUUUGCGGGCAACAAUUCCGUGGUCGAACUUUUACUGACCAGCGGCACUGGCGUCACAUUGCGCAAAAGGUGCUUUGCCAUCUCUGGAGCAGCAAACGGUGGUCACCUUGACACCUUCAAUCUUCUGUUCAGUCCUCGUUUCGGACACAUGGUCCCUGGAAAUGCUACUUAUCCAUUCUUGAAAGAAGGACUGUAUCGCACGAGUAACCCGCGCAUCUUCGAUCAAACAGUCGCCUUGCUCAAGCCUUAUUCCCAUUCCUAGAAGCGUGCAGCCAAUGGCCAGCCGAAGGCAAAUUCCCAUUGGAAGAGUUCCUCUCGUAUGCGACACAAAAGGGUUAUGUGGACAUGGUUCGACACUU
Mytilinidion resinicola is the source of this 928-nucleotide messenger RNA. RefSeq lists its product as uncharacterized. The coding region runs from base 259 to 831 and encodes 190 amino acids. The record is from RefSeq and is a predicted model, not a curated record. The transcript has 2 exons. NCBI's taxonomy places the organism in Eukaryota, Fungi, Ascomycota, Dothideomycetes, Mytilinidiales, Mytilinidiaceae.